Molecule: messenger RNA, 771 nt
Organism: Microthlaspi erraticum
Lineage: Eukaryota; Viridiplantae; Streptophyta; Magnoliopsida; Brassicales; Brassicaceae
Source: the annotation of a GenBank genome assembly
AUGACUGCCGACGUCAGCUCUCUCGUACGGAUACGGUACAAUGACGAUCGGACGGCGGUUAAGGAUUCCGCCGGACCGAGAUCGACGGUGGCGCUCAGGACUCGCGAUCUCCUCGGAAGUAGCGGUUGCGGAGGAGGAGGAGGAAGAGGCGAUCAGUCGCUGGAGCUUGACCUUGACCUCCACGUCCCCAACGGAUGGGAAAAGCGUCUCGACUUGAAGUCGGGAAAAGUUUAUCUGCAACAAUGCAAUCCAACAAGCUCGUCGUCAUCGACUCAUCAUCACGCAGAUCAGUCCAAACAAACAGCUCCGAGAUUUCAGGACCUAAAUUUUCCGCCGAUUUCCGGUAAACCUCCGGUGAAGCCGUUAUUAAGCCUCUUCGAUGACACAAGCCUAGAACUGAAGCUAGUCCCUUCUUCUCUCUCUCGUCCUCUCGCUCCUCCGUCUUCUUCCAUUUCAAAUCCGUCGCUCUCCUAUCAGUCUCCUCUCGCUGUACCAUCGGCGAAUUCGAGUUUCCAGAGUGUUUGCACGCUCGACAAGGUGAAAUCGGCGCUGGAGAGAGUGGAGAUAAAUUCGUCCGGGAUGACAAAGAAACGCCAAUCGCCAGACGACGGCGUUUGGGAUCGAACCGCGUCUCCGGUGGCGGUUGGAUGUCCGGGCUGCUUAUCGUACGUGUUGGUGAUGAACAACAAUCCGAAAUGUCCGAGGUGUCAUUCGUUUGUUCAUUUGCCUGAUAUGAAGAAGCCUAAGAUUGAUCUCAACAUAUCGAUUUGA